This is a messenger RNA of Aspergillus welwitschiae, 1392 nucleotides long. RefSeq lists its product as uncharacterized. Lineage: Eukaryota; Fungi; Ascomycota; Eurotiomycetes; Eurotiales; Aspergillaceae. The transcript has 5 exons. Bases 40 to 1392 code for a protein of 450 amino acids. The record is from RefSeq and is a predicted model, not a curated record.
CCUUACCCUUCUUAUCCGUUUUUUGACCAGGUACUUCAGAUGACUCGCCUCUGGAUACCUGGGUUGCCCUACAAGAAGGCCCCCGUAGCCGACCGGUUUAAGUCGAGCGCGCAAUUCCUUUCGUUUCCGAUGGCACCAACCGCACGCUUCGUCUUUCGCCGGAACUACGAGGUUCCCUCUUCCCGCUCCUUCCAGCCAGUUUCGCCCCCCCGAACUGUCGUCCGCUCUCUCCUGCCAGUCUCGACUGGCGUCCAUUCCCUCUCCCGCAAGCCAGCUUCGCCUGGCGUCCGUUCUUUUGCCCAGAUGCGACAGGGCUCGCAUCUGCCGGUCUCUGUGAGACCAUCCACUCCUUCCCCUGUUUCCCCACCUGCCCCAGCUGCCACUGGGGCAGGGCGUUCGCUAACUCGCUCUGCUCUUUCCUCUCGCCUGGAGGAAAGGCGGGCUUCUCGACAGGCACGAUCUCGGCCUUGGGCGGCUACACCCAAGGUCGAGAAACCCCGGUCGACAACCCGCCCUACCCCCCGAGUCGAACGAGCCUCUGUUCCCUCCGACCGGGCUAUCUACAGCCCACAUAUGGCGGCGCGUGCUCGACGGGCGAUCAGACGGAUCGACGAAGUCCUCGCUAAGCCUGCUCUGGUCAAGGCCAGCGCAGGUGGACGUAAGGCCAAGUCCGUGAAGUCUGUUCGUUUCGGCGAGGACACCGUCAUCCCUGUGUCCUGUUGGAUAGUUCGGCGCGAGCAUGUCUUUCCAGCUCCGUUGGCGGCCAUGGGUCACCUUCAGGGUUGGAAAGUUACACCUCGCUCGGAGCCAGAUGAGGAGGGUGAACUAGGAAAGUACACCACAUAUUGGGGUUCCGACUCUUAUGUGAUGCUUGACUGUCACUCUGCCUCGGAGCCGUGUGGCCGUGAAGGGUGUCAGUACAACCGACUGGCUAGCAUUGCUGCCAGGAGGCCACGCUGGGGUCCCGCCACGGUCUUCACGGCUUGGAACAUGCUCCGAGAGAAGGUCCGGCAACGUGGUGGUUUCCGGCUAUGCUGGCGUAUAUCCUGCUGUGGUAUUGGUGGCGCAUUACGCACCGAAGAGAGCUCCCCGACGACGACGAACCGACGAGACGACGACCGACUGACCGACCGACGACAACGACGACACCGAUUCGCCGGAGGCCGAUUGGGGAUGGUGGUGGGCCAUCGACAACACGACAACAUCGACGCCUCCUUCGACAACAACGACGACGACGACAACCGACGACGACAAUCGACGACGACAAUCGACGACGACAAUCGACGGAGCUACACCGGGCGGCUAAUUGCGCUUCACCGGAAGCGAGUUAAGACGGAAUAUUACCCAAUCAUGCGGAUGUACUGGGAGGGAAUAUUUCUCGUCUUGGGUUGA